AUGGAGCUGGUGCACAAGCAGGUGUUCACGGCGCUGGCCGUAUGCACGUGCCUCUUCGUGGUGGCUUCAAACUUCCUCUACCUGCUGUUGCUCGCCGAGUACAGGCACCUGCGAGCACACACCAACGCCUUCAUGCUCCACCUGGCCGCGUGCGACCUGGCCCUCGGUCUGGUGGGGCUCAUCGGCCUGCCGCUGGCCUCCGCGCACCAAGCCGGGCUGCUGGGGGACGAGGCGUGCCGUGCGGCGACCUUUGUCCUCGUGCAGCUGCAGGUGAUGGCCGUGCACUCCAUCACCUGGCUGAGCAUCGGCCGCUUUCUCGAGAUCCGCCUCUCCCUCACGCACACGCAGGUGCUGACGCCGGCGCGCUCGGGCUUGGCGCUGGCCGCCGUGUGGACGUACGCGGCACUCAUCGCGGGCCUUCCCUUCGCGGGACUCGGCCGCUACGGCUACAACGCCAACGCGGGGAUGUGCACCCCGCUCUUCGAGGACGGUGGUGCAAGAGCGAGCGACUCGCCGUAUUCGGGAGUGCGACGGUCAAACGGCGAAGGUGGUGGUCUCCCGUUUGUGCGGCAGGAGGGCUCCGGCGCGUACUGCUCGCUGGCACUGGGGGGCGGGGUGGCGGCCCCCAUCGCGGUGCUGUGCGGCAUGUAUGCGUACGUGGUGCACGCGGCGUGCAAGCAGGCCAAGCGCGGCACCUUCGUGUGCGACGAGGAGAACUGCCGCUACGUGCCGGCCAACCGCUACCUCAAGUGCACCGUCAUGCUCAUCACCGCCGUGGCCACGCUGCUGACCUGCUGGCUGCCCCAUAUGACCAUCAGCUUCUACAUUUCCUUCACGGGCAAACCCGCUCCCUGGACGGCUCAAGCCAUCGCCUCCUGGAUGCUCAGCCUGCCCUCCGCCCUCAACCCCUGGGCCAACUCCCUCUCACAGAGAAAAUUUCGCAAGGCGAUGACACAGCGCUGGAAGCGAUGGCCGUGCUGUGCACGGGACUCGAGCGGCGAGCGGGCGGAGCGGGACAAAGGAGGACACGGCGAGCCGAGCCCCCAGCCAUCCGCGGGGCAGCACUCUCUACCCACCACGGUGGAGUGA
Lethenteron reissneri (Far Eastern brook lamprey) is the source of this 1089-nucleotide messenger RNA. Its product is annotated as trace amine-associated receptor 6-like. Gene Ontology annotation, cellular component: membrane. Lineage: Eukaryota; Metazoa; Chordata; Hyperoartia; Petromyzontiformes; Petromyzontidae. Gene Ontology annotation, biological process: G protein-coupled receptor signaling pathway. The record is from RefSeq and is a predicted model, not a curated record. Gene Ontology annotation, molecular function: G protein-coupled receptor activity.